Molecule: messenger RNA, 2710 nt
Organism: Phalaenopsis equestris
Lineage: Eukaryota; Viridiplantae; Streptophyta; Magnoliopsida; Asparagales; Orchidaceae
Exons: 4
Coding region: 106-2397 (763 amino acids)
Source: RefSeq, a predicted model, not a curated record
GAAUUUCACUGAUGUUUUCGCUCUUUUCACUUCACUGCUUUCGAUCUACCUCACACUCUCUAAACCCCACUCCAUUCUCCUUUCCUCCUACAGCGCCGCAGUGCAAUGGGAUGCGCGGCGUCGAGGCUGGACAAUGAAGACACAGUCCGGCGCUGCAAGGAGCGUCGCCGCCUGAUGAAAGAAGCAGUCUAUUCCCGUCACCACCUCGCCUCAGCACACGCCGACUACCUCCGCUCCCUCCUCCUUACCGGUUCCGCUCUCACUCGCUUUGCGGCCGGUGAACCACUCUCUGUGUCUGAACAAACUCCUCCCGUUUUCCUCCAUCAUUAUUCAGCCGCUCCCUCUGCCGUUUCCUCUCUCCCUCCUCCAACUCCUGCAUCUUCCAUUCCCCGGCCCCCGGCUUUCCAUACCCCCUCCCCCUACACUCCCUCCAUCACUAAUUCCAAGCUCCCUCACAUCCUUUCCGACUCUAGCGUCCCCUCCACCCCCUCAGCCGCCCCUGCCCCCUCAGCUUCCAAGCGUCAUUCCAAUCGCUUCUCUUCCACUUAUGCUACGACACCCUCCCAAGCCUCCUCCGUCUGGGACUGGGAGAAUUUCUACCCUCCCUCUCCUCCCAGCUCCGAUUUCUUCAAUCAGCUCAAGGAGGAGGAAGAGAAAGAAGAAUCACCCCAUGCUGAGCCCGAAGAAAACAAUUAUCACGAGGGGCACCAUCUACCUCAGGAGGAUGACGAGGGUGACAAUAGCUCGGUGGUGCAUGAUUUCCCACAUGGACACUAUGACAGCAGUUCGAGUUCGUCGACCAAAUCCGACUGUGACGAGGAGGAGGAAAGGUACUCGAGAUCUGAGAGCACGGCCCCGAGAUCCGACUUCGGGGGAUCGUCGUCGUUGGACGUCGGCGCCCGUGUCCGACCGGCGCCAUCUGAGAGCGGAUCCACAUUCACCGCCCCGGGGAAAUCGCUUCGGCGGGAGAGAUCAGAGUUUAGAUCCAACUCCGCCGGUUGGAACGGAAGGGACGAUUGUUCUUCUUCCGUCACCGAGGAUCUCAGGUUAGUUGUGCGCCACCGCGAUCUGGCGGAGAUCGUUUCUUCUCUCGAGGAGUACUUUGCGAAGGCUUCCGCCGCCGGUGAGCCCGUCUCCGAUCUACUCGAGAUCGGACGCGCGCAGCUCGAACGCAGCUUUCGGCAUCUCAAGAAAACUGUUUACCAUUCAAAUAGCGUGCUGAGUGCUAUAUCUUCAAGCUGGUCUUCAAAGCCGCCAUUGGCAAUAAGGUAUCAACUCGAUACCGGUACGCUCGAAAAGUCAGGCGUGGAGAAGAGCCAUGCCUCUACACUGGAGCGGCUUUUUGCUUGGGAGAAGAAGCUUUACGAAGAGGUUAAGGCAAGGGAGGGUGUGAAAAUUGAGCAUGAGAAGAAAUUAUCUUCAUUGCAAAGCCAGGAGUAUAGGGGAAAAGACGAUGCAAAGUUAGACAAGACAAAGGCUUCCAUCAACAAGUUGCAAUCUCUUAUCAUCGUUACUUCUCAAGCUGUUUCCACCACUUCUUCUGCAAUCGCCCAAGUCCGAGAUAAUGAGCUCGUCCCUCAAGUUGUUGAUUUGUGCUUUGGCUAUCUAAGCAUGUGGAGAUCAAUGAAUCAGUUCCAUGAGAUCCAGAACCAUAUAGUUCAACAAGUCCGAGGCCUCAUUCAUCGACCACUCUCUGGUCAGUCCACAUCUGAUCUGCACCGUGUCGCCACUCACGACCUCGAGGCUGCUGUUUCCUCAUGGCACUCUAGCUUUAACCGCCUUAUCAAAUUCCACCGCGAGUACAUCUGUGCGCUCCAUGCAUGGGUUAAGCUAACUCUACUUCCUGUGAGUAGCGAUGGUCCUCAAAAGCAGAAUUCUUCUCCCAUUGCCAUCGAGCUCACAGCCUUCUGUGAUGAGUGGAAACAGGCUCUUGCUCACCUCCCUGACACCGUGGCUUCCGAGGCUAUCAAGAGCUUUAUGAACGUCGUUCAUGUCAUCUCCACGAAGCAGGAGGAAGAGUUGAAGGUGAAGAAGAGAGCUGAAGCGUAUUCAAGAGAGCUUGAAAAGAAAUCCACUGCUUUGAGAAACAUCGAAAGGAAGUACUACCAAUCCUAUUCCAUGGUUGGAGUAGGGAUUGCCGGAGGGGAUGGCCCCAAUGGCCAAGUGCUCGAUGCUCGUGAUCCGCUUGCGGAGAAGAAAUCUGAAAUUGCAGUAUGUAGGAGGAAGGUGGAAGAUGAGAUGGUUCGGCAUGCGAAGGCGGUUGAGGUCACCAAAUCCAUGACGCUGAACAAUAUACAGACUGGCCUGCCUGGUGUUUUCCAGGCAAUGACUGGAUUCUCUGGAUUGUUUGCAGAGGUGCUGCAAGGAGUGUGCCGAAGGGCUGGGUCUGUGAAGUAAUGAUAGAAGCAUGGAUUCCUUUCUCUCAGAUUGUUAUGAGCUCACUGAAAAUUUUCAUGGGAAAAAGCGUAUAGUUACAUAGUUAUAAUUUGAAGGGGAAGUUCUGAUAUUCCAUAUGUUUUGUUCUGUGAGCAGAAUUUAGCUUGCUGUAGAUAGCAGCUUUAUAUCAUUUUGAUAUAUAUUUUUAUAUGUAUUUUUUGUCCCUACCAAAAGAAGGGUUGGAGGGGCUUUGUACAUGUUAAGAAAUGGAGGGGUUGAAGAUGUGGUUGGCAUGUUGGCGUCCUAGUGAAAUAAAAGAGCUACUGUUUCUAUA